Molecule: messenger RNA, 978 nt
Organism: Tachyglossus aculeatus (Australian echidna)
Lineage: Eukaryota; Metazoa; Chordata; Mammalia; Monotremata; Tachyglossidae
Product: olfactory receptor 1038-like
Exons: 1
Coding region: 1-978 (325 amino acids)
Biological process (GO): sensory perception of smell; G protein-coupled receptor signaling pathway
Cellular component (GO): membrane
Molecular function (GO): olfactory receptor activity; odorant binding; G protein-coupled receptor activity
Source: RefSeq, a predicted model, not a curated record
AUGACUGAAGGAAAUCAUUCCCAACUGAAUGAGUUCAUUCUCACUGGGCUCACAAAUCUUCCAGAGCUGCAAAUCCCUCUCUUUGUUGUGUUUCUGCUUAUCUAUUGUACAACUGUCGUGGGGAACCUGGGGCUCAUCUUCCUGACCAGGACUGAUUCUCGACUUCAAACUCCCAUGUACUUUUUCCUUGGUCACUUGGCUUUGGUUGAUGUUGGCCAUUCCACAUCUGUGGGCCCCCAAGUGUUGGUCAAUUUGCUGGAGGAGAGAAAAUCCAUUUCCUUCUACCACUGUGCCGUGCAAUUCUGUUGUUUCAUUACUUUUAUCGUUACCGAACUUUUCCUCCUGUCUGCGAUGGCCUACGACCGUUAUGUGGCCAUCUGCAAUCCUCUGCUCUACAAGCUCAUCAUCUCAGAGAAAGUUUGCACUCUUUUGGUUGUCAUUCCCUACAUCUACGGCUUGGCCAUCGCCCUGUUCUUCGUAGUCUUCACGUUUCGGUUGUCCUUCUGUGGCAAUAAAGUCAUCGAUCAUUUCUACUGUGAUAGCCUACCCAUCCUGAAGUUGUCCUGUUCUGACACCCAUGUCGUAGAAUAUUUCAUUUUGGGGGUUUCUACUUUCAAUUUGAUUUUCUCCCUCCUGAUUGUCCUGGUCUCUUACAUCUCCGUUAUCUCUACCAUCCUAAAGAUCCGUUCUGCCCAAGGCAGACGCAAAGUCUUCUCUACUUGUGGUUCCCACCUAGUGGGGAUGACUGUGUUCUAUGGGACUCUGAUUUUUAUGUACUUGCGGCCACCAGCUAGUCAUUCAUUUGAAAAAGAUAAAAUGGCUUCCGUGUUUUACACCCAAGUGCUUCCUAUGCUGAACCCCCUGAUCUACAGUCUGAGGAACCGGGAGGUGAAAGAGGCCCUGGAAAGAACUCUCACUGCUUGUUGGAUACAUUUCAAAUACCUGAAAUCAGGAAAUCUGUUCAAUAAAACACUUUAA